AUGGAUCAAUCGGAAAGGGAAACUGCAAAGCUUUGGAGGGUUCAUAAAACGAUCCACCAUAUGGUCCAUGACAGGGGAUACAUAGUAAGCCAAUCCGAGUUGGACAUGUCUUUACAAGAUUUCACACACACCUUUGGCCGUGGAGGGAUCGUCACAGAGUAUGCAUUGAAGCUGUUUACUUACUUUAGCCGUUCGGCCUUGACAUUUUUGGUGCAAAAAAAAGAGAAUUCAUCGGAUCAACUGUUUAUCUUUUUCCCAGACGACCUUUCUGUUGGUGUAAAGCCGAUCCGCAUAUAUUGCGAAAAGAUGGUUGAACAGGGUGUCUUCAAGGCCAUCAUCAUUUACAGAAAUUCGCUGACGCCCUCUGCCGAAAAGGUGAUGCAGCAAAUGGCGCCCAAAUACAUUCUCGAGCAGUUUAAAGAGACAGAGCUCCUUGUAAACAUUACUGAGCAUCAAUUGGUUCCCCCUCAUAUUCUUCUCAACGAUGACGAAAGAAAAGAGCUUUUGGACAAAUACCGCCUCAAAGAUACCCAGCUCCCUCGCAUCUUGUCUUCGGACCCGGUCUCAAGAUACUAUGGGUUUAGAAGGGGCCAAGUUAUUAAAAUUAUUCGCACCUCCGAGACAGCAGGCCGCUACGUUACUUACCGACUGGUGUCUAAAAUGAUUAUGCCACAUAGUUUGAGGGAAACACGCCCUGACAGUCGUUGCAGCGACCUAUGA
Messenger RNA from Mitosporidium daphniae, 720 nucleotides. RefSeq lists its product as uncharacterized. Bases 1 to 720 code for a protein of 239 amino acids. Gene Ontology annotation, cellular component: RNA polymerase III complex; RNA polymerase II, core complex; RNA polymerase I complex. The transcript is spliced from 3 exons. Gene Ontology annotation, biological process: DNA-templated transcription. Gene Ontology annotation, molecular function: DNA-directed RNA polymerase activity; DNA binding. The record is from RefSeq and is a predicted model, not a curated record. NCBI's taxonomy places the organism in Eukaryota, Fungi, Microsporidia.